GCCAUGAAAGCCAGAUUGAGCUGGACUUGAACUCACAGCAACUGCAUAGGGCCCUGCCGUAGCCUGAACCAGUUGGUUAUGCGUUCAUACAUACCACCGGUACAUGUACAGCAGCCAGCGUUAGCCAUGGAUUUACCUGUACUGCAUUUUCAGUCAGAUGUCGCAAAAUGAAAUAACUAAAACGCAAUGGAGAAGAGUUGAUCGUGUGUAGUUUGAGACUAGUUUGAGAUGGUUGCAUGGUGAGGAUUUAAUUGUAAACCAAGCACUAUGUCGUACAUAAGCAAAGUACCGUAUCGCUGCCCAAAGUGCGGAGACUUGAAAAGUUUUCCAUCUUUGCGGGAGCUGAAGAUGCACCUGGAUGAGGAACACUCUUUCAGGAGCAUGCAGGAGCGUCAGAGGAGUAGAGUGUUCACACCACUCUCUAAGCAGAAGUACGCGUCGCGUCGCAAUCACUCGGGAAGACUGUCACCACUUUCUCUCAGCCUCAGCGAAGACGCACGGGCAUUGGAGGAGCGCUUGAAGAGGGCCAAAGAGGCAGAGAGCGCACACAGAUUAGGCCACAGCGUGAAGCCAAAUGGGCACAAUCAUCUGAACGACACUAUCACAAUGCUAAGUCGGGACGUCAUGCAGGCGCGGCAGAACCAGUGGAACACGGCAGACGCCCUGUAUCACAGCCAAGACGUUCUGGAAGGGUUACAGUUGUCUGCAGACCAACAGAGCAAGCAGCAGACGGAAAAUGUGGCGAAGCUCAAAAAUGACCUGGAACAGAAAGAGCGGAACCUGUCCAAAGUGAACAAGGACCUGGAGAACGUGACGCGAGAGAGGAUAAAACUGGAGGCAGAGAAACUGGCGCUGGCGCAGCGUAUGGAAGAGAGUUCAGGCAAAGUGACUAACCUUGAGUCACAGAUGAGGGAGAAGACAGAGAUGCUUAAACAGAAAGACAGAGAGCACAAGGAGCUGAUGAAAUUUCUAGAAGGGGCUGCUAGAAAGGAGUCUGUGGCCAGAGAAAAACUGAAGAUUUCAUUAAUGGCAUUUUAGAUAGAGCGGAGAAAGCAGAACAAGAGCUACAUCAAAUUAAGAACCAAAUGAAUGCCCCGCCAGUCCCCAAGGAUGUCUUGAACUACCUUGCUCACACACGACCUAGCAAACAAGCACAGCCUCUACCUCAAAG
Liolophura sinensis is the source of this 1171-nucleotide messenger RNA. RefSeq names its product protein ZNF365-like. The coding region runs from base 268 to 1038 and encodes 256 amino acids. The transcript has 5 exons. Lineage: Eukaryota; Metazoa; Mollusca; Polyplacophora; Chitonida; Chitonidae. The record is from RefSeq and is a predicted model, not a curated record.